This is a messenger RNA of Lachancea dasiensis, 1404 nucleotides long. Lineage: Eukaryota; Fungi; Ascomycota; Saccharomycetes; Saccharomycetales; Saccharomycetaceae. The record is from the annotation of a GenBank genome assembly.
AUGCCGGUGGUCGAGGUUCUUCGGAAGUUUGCUCGCUUCGUUGGGCCAGGGAUCAUCAUCAGUGUGGCAUAUAUGGAUCCUGGCAAUUAUUCUACCAGUGUCUCCGGGGGUGCACAAUUUCGCUACGAGUUGUUGUUUGUUAUUUUCGUCUCUAACAUUUUCGCCUUGAUACUACAGAGCCUGUGUGUAAAGUUGGGCACUAUAACGGGUCUUGACUUGGCUGAGAAUUGCCGUCGCCAUCUGCCGCACAGACUUAAUCUGGUUGUCUUCUUUUUCUCAGAGCUUGCCAUUAUUGCGACAGAUCUAGCCGAAGUCGUCGGAACAGCCAUUUCCCUGCAGAUAUUAUUUGGAAUACCACUUCUAUGGGGUGUUGCUCUCACAAUUCUAGAUGUGCUCAUUAUUCUUAUUUUUUACAAACCAGAAGAACAAACUAUGAAGCAGGUUAGAUUUUUCGAAUUGUUUGUGACAACGUUGGUCUCUGCUACAGUCAUUUGCUUUAUUUUGGAACUUUGCAAGAUAACGGUCCCUAGAAAAAUUGAAUUGUUCCAGGGUUUCUUUCCCACUAAACUUAUUUUCAAGGACCAACAGGCCAUGUACAUAUCCUUGGGGAUCCUGGGUGCUACCGUUAUGCCGCAUUCGUUAUUUUUGGGCUCAUCGGUAGUUAAACCGAGACUACACGAAUAUGACGUCAAAAGACAAGGCAAGUGUAGUGUACAGCCUUCCUUGGCCGCUAUUGAAUACAGCUUGAACUACUCCUAUGCAGAGCUCAUAAUCUCACUUUUCAUUAUCGCUACUUUCGUGAACUCUGCCAUUCUGAUCGUAGCUGCUGCCACGUUAUAUGGCCAACCCGAUGCCGCGGAUGCUGAUUUGACGUCAAUUUACAACUUAUUGAGUUACUAUAUUUCACCUGCUGCCGGUCUCAUUUUUGCCCUUGCUAUGCUAUUCUCGGGCCAAUCCGCUGGCGUGGUAUGCACGAUGGCCGGUCAAAUAGUUUCUCAAGGGUUCAUACAAUGGACCUGUAAGCCCUGGAUUACGAGACUAUUCACCAGAUUGAUUGCCAUUUUGCCGUGCUUUGUAAUGGCCGCAUUUUUGGGUGAAAAAGGCAUAUCAAGCAUACUGAAUUUCAGUCAAGUUGUUCUUUCGUUGAUUUUGCCCGUGGUAUCGGCACCACUCAUCUAUUUCACGUCUAACAGUAACAUCAUGUCCGUAUCAACAACGGGCCACGAAUCAGGCAUAGAUGAAGCCACUGAAACCACAUCCUUGACCAGAGACCCCGUUACUAAAGUCAAUUAUGCCAAUGGUAGAGUCCUCACUGUGUCUUCUAUUCUGGUAUGGUUCACUAUUAGUGGGCUAAAUCUGUAUCUUGUCAUUUCCUAUUUGAUGGGGGCUGAUGUCCACUUUUGA